This is a messenger RNA of Bactrocera oleae (olive fruit fly), 732 nucleotides long. The record is from RefSeq and is a predicted model, not a curated record. NCBI's taxonomy places the organism in Eukaryota, Metazoa, Arthropoda, Insecta, Diptera, Tephritidae.
AUUACAAGACGUGUCGAUAAUAGCGAAGAACGGCGAGAAACUUCAAUGCGUCUUAAUGACCGACAAGAACGACAAGAAAUUACAAGACGUGCUGAUGAUCGCGAGGAACGACGAGAAACUUCAUUGCGCCGUGAUGAACAACAGGAGCGACUAGAGCUUUCAAGACGUGUUGAUGAUGACGAAGAAAGACAAGAAACUUUAAUGCGCCGUGAUGAACAACAGAGUCGACGAGAGCCGACAAGACGAGUUUAUGAUCGUGAGGGACGCCGAAUCAUUGAAAUGCGUCUUGAAGACCGACAGGAACCACGACAGAUUACAAGACGUGUUGAUAAUAGCGAAGAACGUAGAGAAACUUCAAUGCGUCUUGAUGACCGACAAGAAAUUACAAGACGUGCUGAUGAUCGCGAGGAACGACGAGAAACUUCAUUGCGCCGUGAUGAACAACAGGAGCGACGAGAGAUCUCGAGACGUGUUGAUAAUCGCGAAGAACGACGAGAAACUUCAAUGCGUCUUGAUGACCGACAAGAACGACAAGAAAUUACAAGACGUGCUGAUGAUCGCGAGGAACGACGAGAAACUUCAAUGCGCCGUGAUGAACAACAGGAGCGACGAGAGAUUUCGAGACGUGUUGAUAAUCGCGAAGAACGACGAGAAACUUCAAUGCGUCUUGAUGACGGACAAGAACGGCAAGAAAUUACAAGACGUGCUGAUGAUCGCGAGGAACGACGAGAA